AUGUGGGAGACGCUUUACGGGAUUAUGCUCGCCUUUCCGCUCGUUUGCUGGCUGUUCAUCCCAGUCUACUACCGUCUGCAAACUAACUCUGUUUACGAGUAUUUACAGAUGCGCUUCGGCUCAAACCGGGUCAGGCAAAUGGCCGCCGCAACUUUUCUUCUGCGUCAGACGCUGAACUUGGCGGUGACGGUGUACACGCCAACGGUAGCACUUCACGCUGUCCUGGCGUUACCUCACUGGGCGUCAGCGGCUGCUCUCACUGUCGUGGCGAUUGUAUUCAACUUGCUGGGAGGAUUGGCUGCUGCAAUCAGAGCCGACGUCAUCCAAACUCUGACAAUGGUGAUAGUGAGUGGUGCCUUCAUAGUUCAAGCGACAUUAAAAGCUGGUGGUCCUGGGAAAGUUAUCAGCGACAACAUCGAAGGCGGCAGAUUGGAAUUCUUUAAGUUCACGGGGGACCCAACCGUCCGUGUAGAUACAGCAUCAGCUCUAAUCGGCCAACUGUUUAUGUCGAUUUCCAUUUACGGUUGUCAGCAAACGUUCGUCCAAAGAUACUGCUCGAUGUCCAGUGAGGGCAGGGUGAGAAGGACCCUCAUAGCCAACGUUCCUGCAGUUUUCGUCCUGUUUAGUUUAUCUUGGGUUGUGGGGAUGGCAUUGUACGCGCUUUACAAGUACUGCGACCCCCUGCUAGCUGGAAGUAUUGCCGCUCCGGAUGAAGUUUUGCCGUACUACGUGCAGGAUCAGUUCACGUUCCUGCCUGGAAUGCUUGGGUUGUUCUUGGGCAGUCUGUUUAAUGGCGCUUUGAGUUUCCUGGUAUCCAACGUGAACUCACUGGCUACUGUAACAUUUGAGGACUUUGUAUCAACCGUGCCUGUGUUCAAAGGCAUCAGUGAUAAGCAACAACUGACUGUCAUCAAGAUCAUUGGUAUUGUUUACGCGAUCCUCAUCAUGUGCCUGUCGCUGUGCGUGGGCAUGGUGGGAGGAGUGGUGGAAGGGUCGCUGCUGGUGACGUCGGCGACGUCGGGCGCGCUGCUGGGCGUGUUCCUGCUGGCGGUGCUGGUGCCGCCCGCCAACGCUACGGGCGCGCUCGCCGGCAUGCUCGCCGCGCACUUCAUCACCACCUGGAUGGCGGCGGGCCGGCUGUUGUACGUCAAUGACAGCGUCGCCAUGCUGCCACUGUCCGUAGAGCGAUGUCCAAACGCGACGGUCAGCGUGUUCAACCACAAACCUCUGCCCGUUGAAGUAAACCAGACGUUAAUACAGAUGCAGUCAGUAAACAUAACCCAAUACAGUCCGGAGGACACUUCAGCCGUCAUGUCUUCAGGUUUAAUGAAAAUGUACUCGAUAUCCUAUAUGUGGUACGCAGUUAUCGGUACACUGACGUGUGUCACUAUUGGCACCAUAAUCGGCCUUUUAACCGGAAGUGAGAAGGACAGUUUUGAUGAGAAACUAUUGCAUCCGAUGGUAGCGAAAAUAUAUCGCAAAUUACCGGGACGUAAACGUACAUUUACUAGUAAUGUAAAUGAGAAAACACCAGAAGAAAAGGAAGUUUCCGAUAGGACUGAAGAUACUGUUAUUGAAGAUUGUAAACCCGAUAUUCUCCCAGUAUUUACAACGAACAGCAGUAAAAUAUUCGAAAAUGAUAUCGACAGGUCCUCUUCAGCAAUUAGAACAAGAUUGUGA
Molecule: messenger RNA, 1680 nt
Organism: Parnassius apollo (apollo)
Lineage: Eukaryota; Metazoa; Arthropoda; Insecta; Lepidoptera; Papilionidae
Source: the annotation of a GenBank genome assembly